AUCAUACAAACGUAUCAAACAUAUGUUUUCCUUUAGAGCUUCUGCUCUUUAUAAUUGUGACAAACAUUUGAUGGGAAAUUAUGAUUAAGUUACGCUGGCAAAUUCGAUGCAUCACGUUAUUUGUGAACACGCAUCUUUAAACGAAACUUAAUGUCAACAGGUUUAUGAUUCUAUAACCUCCGUUCGGUGCUACAUGUGACUGGUUAGCCUACCAAAUCUACAAGCUGUUGACCAAUCAUGUACAUAAACAAUACCUAAGAUCACCAUCACUCACCUUAAAACACUUUAGCUGAAUCGAUGGUAAUAAGAAAAUUGCACCUGUGUUAAUGUUUUAAACAUAUACAACGGAUACGCGUACCCAUAACACAAUGCACAAUUCUUUUAAUGCACCAAAAAUGCAUGUGUUGAUCGUGGCGUUAACAUGCGUCUACUUCGCCGUUCGGCCAGCGUCCCCUGCCGUCAGCCGGCCUUCCACCAUGGUGCUUCAGAACAACGAGUUCUCCAAUGUCGUGGUCGCCAUACACGAGAGUAUUCCCGAGAAUGCCGCGCUCAUCGACACACUCAAGAAUACGUUAGAAGAGGCCUCCAAAUACCUGUACAAGGCCACGCGACAAAGGGCAUAUUUUAAAGAAAUCAAGAUCCUGCUACCUUCGACAUGGACGCCGCACGCCGCAUACGACCAUGUGACGUCAGAGACCCUUAAUAUGGCUGACAUUGUCAUAACUGAUCCGAUCCGCGGGAAACGCAGUCUUCCCCAGACGCGCUCCUACGAAGGGUGUGGCAGACAGGGGGUGCACGUGCUCAUCACGAAGGACUUUUUAACAAAUCCGACUAUUGACCCGUAUACGAACAACUCAGCUAAGUACCUGGUCCACGCGUUCGCUCAGUUCCGGUGGGGCGUGUUCCAGGAGUACGCGGAGGAGGGCGAGGAGGUCUUCUACGUCUCUUUCAACAGCGGCAUCCCCGAGGCCAUCAAGUGCAUCUACUUCAUCCGGGGCCUUAUCGAGCGCAACGACACUUCGUCCACAACGCCGUGUUACAUUACCAACUCACUGGAUCCCUUGACGGGCCUGUACGACAAGCACUGUGUGUGGAACCCCUACCCCACCCGCCAAAGGGCAGAGGCCUCAAUCAUGGACCAUCAGUACAUCACUGCGUUGGAGACAUUUUGCGACGAUAAUCGAACCAAUUACAUGACCGUCCAUAAUUAUGAAGCCCCGAGUAAACACAACAGGUUGUGCGGCCACCGGAGCACCUGGGACAUUGUGACAAGCACGCCUGACUUCGCAGGCGGCAAUAACCCACCGCGUUUUCUAUUGGAUCAACAGCUGACCCCCACAUUCAAGAUCAUGAGGGCGUCUGCGCGCCGGAAGAGGGCGCUUGUAUUCGUCGAGUCGGAGUCACCAAAGGUCACAGAGGAAAGCUUGCUUGCCAUUGGUCGUUUAAAGCGCGAGACGUCGCGUAAUGACAUCCAAUUAGUCCAUGUGCAGGGAAAAGUGUUAAGUGAGACAGACUUUGUUACUGAUGAACACGUUAUUUUAGUGACACAAAAUAUGACCUCAGCGACACAUGCCCUGAAAAAACAAAACGUUCACGUGGUAAUACCACGAGGCUUCGAGGACAAACGAGUCAUUUCCGAAAUCCAUUCAAAAUUCCACCACCAAGGACGUGUGCAUGUCGAAGGUCAAGUUUACGUACAUCAGAUGCUUGACCACAUGAGAACGUCCAUCUUUAGCGACCUUCAUGAGCGUUAUACUAUAAUUACACAACGCGAAAUCAUACUUAAUGGUCUUGAACCGAUUGAAGGAGAAGUCGGUGUAGACGAGACGCUGGCCCGCCAUAUGACUUUCAUCUUCCUAUACGAAGAUGAAGUUCCGUCCAUCGAUCUUAGCUCUCCUUCAGGCGCCAUUUUCGACAUGAACACAGACACAUAUCACGUGGACAUAGAUUUCAAAAUGAUUCAGUUUCACUUUCAUUUUACAGAGGUCGGACUGUGGAAGUUUAAAAUUCACCAAACUGCAAAGGAUUCUCAGAAAGUAAGACUGACAGUAAUCUCUUCAUCUAGCCAUGAGCGCCACGAUUCAAUCAACGUUAAAACGUCCGUCAAGAUUACGUCACAAGGCCCUAACAUCGUUUCUAUGCAUGUUGACGUCACGCAGGGAGUACAUCCGGUUGUUGGUCUAAAUGUCAGUGCUUACGUUGAAACGCCCGGGCAUAAGACGUUGACUUUACAGCUAUUUGACAAUGGAGCAGGAGCUGAUAUCACCAAACACGAUGGAGUGUAUUCCCGAGAAUAUUCACGCUUUACUGACGUCGGUCUCCAUCAUGUUACAUUUGUCAUUCACGGGUAUGGAAUGCGUGACGUCCACACGAAAGAAGAAACGUUUUCCAUUGAUAUGACUAAACGUCGAUUAAAUAAACAUGUGACAAAGCGUUCCGUUAAUGGCGGAGUUGAGCGACACGUGUACGGGGGCGUGGUUUACCUUCCGGACAAAGCGAUAAAAGAUGAACAGAAUUUGCUCACAAUGUCAGUGCCACCCAGUAGAGUACAUGACCUUCGGGCAACACUCUCCCUGAAGUACCGACGUACUGUGGUGCUGACAUGGGCAUCGGCUGCUGACGACGUAAACCACGGGCAUGAUAUAUCUUAUACUAUUUACGUUGGCUAUGACAUCAACGACGUUCGAGCGUUUCUUGACUUCACGGACACGGGUCUCUAUAAUGGAACAGGAAACGUUGAGAUGGAACGCUUCGACAGAAGCACUUCCGGUUAUGGACAGGAAGUGAAGCUUUGGAUGCCAAAGCGCGUGUCAAAAACAUUAGCAUUUGCUAUAAAAGCAGUUGAUUCGAGUGGCAAAGUAGGUCCAAGUUCCAAUGUAGCAUCAGCCUUAAACCCUCGGCAAUUGAUGUCUCGAGAAAACAAACAGUAAAAAACUUGAAACAAUUCUAUGAUACACGAUUGUAUAUUUAACAAAUGUCAUGUUAUUGAUAUCAACUCUGAAAAUCAAAUUCGUAUAUUUAGAAGUGCCACGUGUGAUGACCAAAUCUACAGCAAGUACCUAAAUGCAGCAAGAUAAAACCAGUGUAAUAAACGGUAACAUUUACAUGCAGAUUAUCAUGUACAAUAAAAUCAGAAAUAGUAUUGCAGAUGAUGGAAAAUGCCUCAAUCACGGUUUAGAAUUCUUACCAAAAUUACGUCAAGGAAUGUAGAGUUACCUGUACGCAAAAUGAGCACCAAAUGACACAUUAUCGGGAUUUCAUCGUGUGUAUGAACAUUUUAUUACUAUAGCGGAUAGUCUGUUCACAAAAUGGUGAAAGCGUCAUAUUUGGUACAGUUACAUAUUAAUGCAAAACUAAAUUAAUCAACAUGAGAUCCAACCCCAAAGGCAAAGAUUACUUCCAAAUUCAAGAUGAUCGCCACCAAUUAUUUGUUUCCCCGAAAAGAAAAUAUUAACAACUAAAGUUAUAAAGAACACACCUGCAUAUGAUGUUGAAGCUAUGUUACAACCGGUUUGUAAUAAAAACCCGAAUUGUAAUAAUUAUUACAAAGUGGGUUGCAAUGCAUUAUUACAUUUCGGGUCGACAGUAACAACCCGUUUUGUAAUUAAAAACCGAAAUGUAAUAAAUUUUAUCAUGUCCAUUAAAUCAGAGAGACAGAC
Molecule: messenger RNA, 3659 nt
Organism: Dreissena polymorpha
Lineage: Eukaryota; Metazoa; Mollusca; Bivalvia; Myida; Dreissenidae
Product: calcium-activated chloride channel regulator 1-like
Exons: 16
Coding region: 369-2930 (853 amino acids)
Source: RefSeq, a predicted model, not a curated record